UGAAGGCAUCACCUCGUCCUCGUGCAGUGUUUACUCUGCGUCCGUCUCUCCGUCCGCUUCUCCUCGGCGCUCCGGUCCCUGAACGCAUCGCAGCCUGACCACCGCCGACAUGAAGCACAACAGUUUACCCCGAAUCGUGGUUAUUGUCGUCUGCACGGUGGUUUUCAUCGCCGUUUUGAUCAUCAACGCGUUGGCCGGAGCGGGCAGAGGUCCGUUCUACUCCACCACGGGAAAUGUGUCGAGCCGCUUCGAGACGGGCAUCACCCCGGCCGGCUGGACCUUCUCCAUCUGGGGGGUGAUCUACACCUGGCUCACCCUCAUGGUCAUCUACAUCACCACAUACGUCUUCAGAGGAUCGUGGGCCCAGCGUCUGCUGCCGUACGCCUUCUAUUUCUGCUGGCUCUGCAACAUGCUGCUGAACGUCACCUGGCUCCUGGUGUGGGACAGAGAGAUGAUGCUGGUGGCUCUGGUUGUGCUGAUCCUCAUCGCCAUCACCAACUACGCCGCGCUCUUCUGCUGUUGCUAUGCGACAGAUUAUUAUGGGCUGUGGUUGCAGACGUACCACCGCAAGGACCUCAUCUGUCUCCGGAUACUGGUGCAGAACGGUCUGGCGGUGUACACCACCUGGACGUCCAUCGCCUCGCUCAUCAACUUCUCCCUGGUGCUCCAGCUGUGGGGCGUGGACCGCAGCACGGCCGCCACGGCGUCGCUCUGCAUCCUGCUGGGCGAGGUGGCCACCUGGUUCAUCCUGGAGAACUGGGUUCUGGACCGCUGGGUGCGGAACAUCCUGACGGUGUACGCCGUGGUGAUCGUGGCUCUGGUCGGGAACGUCUACAAACACUUCGACCCCGAGGAUCCCACCCCCAACGCGGUGUUCAUGGUGGUGCUGCUGGCGUUGUCCUGCAUCCUCUUCGUCUCUCGCGUCUUCACCGUCAUCUGGAGGAAUAAGUACCGCCCCCUGCACUCGCCCGGCUCGGCCCGCCUCAUGGUUUCUCCUCUGGACGGCAGGAAGUUCAGAGUCUUCUCCUGAAGCUCCGGUUUACGUCUACAAUUCACCAGCAGCCCCAAUCAGAGAAGAAGAGUUUAAAUACUAAUAGACCACUACAUUAACAUAUGAAGUACCUUUUAUACUUGCUUUCCUUCAGAUUCAUGCAUCCUAUUGAUCUUCUGGGGCUGUUUCUUUGUUAUUGCACUUGUAAUUUUGCACUUUUUCUUAUGCUGUUGAUUCUGAUUGACGUGAAGUUUGACCCGCUCUGUUUGAAGGUGUUUGAGCAUUAAAGUCUCCUGUUGUCACAAAAACAGUCGUCUGCAUUUAAUGAAAGCAAAACAAAACACUUACAGGUGGUUUGUAGACACGAACACAUGGACAAACCUGAUCAAUCUGA
Molecule: messenger RNA, 1385 nt
Organism: Salarias fasciatus (jewelled blenny)
Lineage: Eukaryota; Metazoa; Chordata; Actinopteri; Blenniiformes; Blenniidae
Exons: 7
Coding region: 110-1030 (306 amino acids)
Source: RefSeq, a predicted model, not a curated record